This is a messenger RNA of Aspergillus candidus, 1900 nucleotides long. RefSeq lists its product as uncharacterized. The transcript has a single exon. Bases 547 to 1680 code for a protein of 377 amino acids. The record is from RefSeq and is a predicted model, not a curated record. Lineage: Eukaryota; Fungi; Ascomycota; Eurotiomycetes; Eurotiales; Aspergillaceae.
CGCAAAGACUGCGUGACAGGAUAGCCCCGCAGAUUUGCGUUGUCCUUCGACCGUGAUUGGGCUUGACGCCGGGGCCCCACAGUUCAGCUCGUCAACCCAGACAAAAAACCCCUGUUUAGAUCCGGAUAUCAUCGACAGUUCAUCUCUCCAUGAAGGGGUGAUGUACGGGGCACCAGGCAGUGGGAUGAUAAGUAACACGGCAAAACGGGAUCUUCCAAUGCACUGGAUAUGGGCAGCGUAGCGAUAGCGGACUUUGGACCCCAGUCAGUGGGGGCGGCUGAUUGUUAGUCUACACGUUGUGUCUGACUGUUUUCUCCUGGCGAUUCCUUUUUCCCUCUUGUUCUGGCGCUUAAAUUGUUGCGGUCAGGCCCUCGCUUGAUGAAUCUGCAGUAUUUUACCUGACUCUCUACCGGUCCAGUGGGAUAGUCUGUGUACUAGUCCAGCGAACCUCAUUUCAUCAAGUUGUGUUUACUGGUAUUGUUUUCGCAUCGUCGUGCACCUUCCCCUAUUCGAUUGGAGGCACCGUGACAGAAACCGAUAAACAAAAUGGGUUGGUUUCCCCUCGAUCUCGCGUCGGAUGAGCCUACCUGGAGCUUCGACAUCGUCGGUUUACUCGCUGUGGUCGGAGGUUCAUCUAUUGAGAAGCAUGCGCAAGCGAUCACAGCAUCACCCUUGGGGGGGUUUCCGCGCCUCCUGCCCGCCCCGGAGACAAUGCUCAACACCGAUCGCCCCGUCCGCCUCCCCUCCGUUAAGGACGUACACGUCGUGGGUGUCUUCUCCGGCAAUCACUUCACCGAGUUGAACUUUUUCGCCGACGUGAUCCAUCGGGUAGACUCGCUGGAGCCGUACGAGUUUCAGUCGUACGAAAUUACAUAUUCCGGAAGUAGUCCCGAGCAGAAUGGGCCCCCGGACGACAAGAACAGCAUUCCACUGCGCAAGAUCUGCCCACUCAAUUUGGUAACGCUGGUCUCCAUCCUGAUGACGAUCGCACUAUUCGUCUGGGCCGGCGUCAACCAUGACGCGGUAGCUUUGAUUGGUCUGGGAACCAUGACCUUAUCCACGAGCACCGCGUGCUUAUCCUCCCAAUGGCGACCGAAGCUGUCGGUGCGGAAGUCCAAGGCUGCCAAGGUCCCGCCCGGAGAUGUGGUCAUCCGCACGCGGUCGGGUGCUUUUAUCGUCGUCAAAUGCAACGAGGACAUUGCUCGCGAGCUUUAUGGCGGCACGGAAGCCUGCGAUUAUGUCUUCAGGGGGCGGGCGCACCAAGUCCUUCUGGCACUUAGCACGGUGCUGCUGAUGGCAUCCAUCAUUUUCUUCAGCAAUUGCGGAUGGAAAUCGCAGAUCGCCGUCGGUUUGGCAUACGUCAUCCUCAAUAUCGCUUACUGGGCCAUGGCGUUGCUGACGGAACCUCGGCAAACCUGGGAUAUUGACUCGCGGUACAGUAUCAAGCCGAUCGAGCGUAAGCUCACCGACAAUUAUACACAGGUUCUGUGGCACUGUAUUCGAACGACGGGGAAGGUCCACUGGAUUCAUAAGGGGCAACUGGCGCCGUCGACCCCUAACUGGGAUGGGUGGUUGAAGGAAGCACGGAGGAAUUCUGGUCGUGAGGACUGGAACCCUGAUGAGGCGCGGGAUCGAUGGAUGGCAAUGAAGCUCGAACCUGAGGCAGAUGACAGCGAAUGAUGAUGUUCGCAAGAGGAGUUCAAGGCCUAGUGUCGUUCUAUAUAUAUGGAUAUGUAUAUACAUUUACUCUUGAUUGAUGAUUGACAGAUGAGACACAGGUUGAUGAUUAACGUUGGAGGUGAUAGACAUUCUGACUCAAUUUAGGUAAUAGUAUUGUUCUUUUAUGUCAAUAUCAUCAAGAAUGGGGAGAAUAUCAUGGAAGGGAGAAGAUGGAUAUUCC